AUGGAUCCCCUCGGCGCAACUGCGAGCGUCAUUGCUGUCCUCCAACUGUCCUCCGAAGUUGUCACAUAUAUCAACUCGGCCGUUAGCGCUACCACCGAGCGGAGACGUCUUCGUGAGGAGGUGCGAGCAUGCGGAUACAUCCUCCAACAGCUCAAAGACGAAGCCGAUGAUUCGGAGGCGGGCAAGGCGUGGUCGGAGACCAUCAAAGCCCUCGAGGCCCCCGGCGCGCCACUCGCUCGAUUGUGGAUUGCUCUACGUACCGUCAGAGCAAAGUUACAACCCAAAGAGGGACCGAAAAGGCUUUUAGAACACCUGAAAUGGCCGUUCAGCGAGAAAGAGGUGGAAAAGAUCAUCGCAGCCAUCGAGCGGGAGAAGUCGCUGUUGGGGUUGGCCUUGGAAAACGAGUGCCGGAAGCUCAUCCAGGAAAUCAAGAAGAGUUCCAGGGAACAUGAGAGACGGCUGGCGGACUUGGUCGACGCAAUCGGCAAGGAUUCGAAGCACAGCCAUGACCAGCUUGCGGAGUUAAAGGACAACUUGGAUACAUUACGUGUCCGCCAAGAUGAUCAACACACCGCCGAGGUCCGCAGAACAAUUCUGGACUGGCUUGCUCCGAUGGAUUACGCGCCUCAGCAAAGUGAUUUCAUCAAUCGACGACAAGUCGGAACUGGAAAGUGGCUGCUGGACUCGGCAGAAUUCAAGGCAUGGAUGGAGACGGACAACGAGACAAUAUUCUGCCCAGGCAUUCCAGGAGCCGGCAAGACAAUCCUUACGUCGAUUAUAGUUCAGGAACUUACAACGAAUUUUGUCAGCGACGAGAAUAUCGGUGUUGCGUACAUCUAUUGCCACUUCCGGCGGCAAAACCAACAGAGUGCCGACGAUCUCUUCGCAAACUUGUUGAAGCAGCUAGCUGAUGGACGACGAUCUCUACCGGAGGGUGUGAGCUUUCUCUACAACAAAUACAAGGACCAGCGGAAGCGACCGUCGCUUGAUGAGAUUUUGACUACUCUCCAGUAUGUCGCCGCUCUGUAUUCAAGGGUCUUCAUAAUCGUUGACGCACUCGAUGAAUGCCAGACAACCAGUCGGAAGAGCUUCCUCCUCGAGAUCUUUGCCCUCCAGGCUAAGUGUAGGGCAAACAUAUUUGCGACGUCAAGACCUAUUCCUGAAGUUACGGAAAAAUUUAUGGGACUCAAGUCUCUUGAAAUUCGUGCCAGUAAAGAAGACGUCGAAAGAUAUCUGGAGGGACAUAUUGGCCCACUUUCGGCCUUCGAUGAGUGGAGUCAACGCUUACGAGAUGAGGUCAAGACCAGGAUAUCGGACGCUGUCGAUGGAAUAGACAAAAUUCAGCGUCAAGCGAAGACCAAAGGCGAGAGGUUUUAG
Messenger RNA from Ilyonectria robusta, 1377 nucleotides. RefSeq lists its product as uncharacterized. The record is from RefSeq and is a predicted model, not a curated record. Lineage: Eukaryota; Fungi; Ascomycota; Sordariomycetes; Hypocreales; Nectriaceae. The transcript has 2 exons. The coding region runs from base 1 to 1377 and encodes 458 amino acids.